GCUGUGCAGAUGAAGACUCCUGUGAUGCGCAAGAAGCAGAGACAGGCAUCCAAUGACGAGGAGGAGAGCGCCAGUAGCGACUUGUACUUCCACCACAACGACGGCACCAGCGGCGGCGGUUGCCGCACGUCAGACAGAACGCUGAGCGAGCUGACCGUGCCGCGUCUGAGCUGCGAGGCCCUCAGGACCAUCAUGGACAGCGCUGAGGUCGACCACCCGCUCCAGAGGGAGACCCUCCUACAGCAACACUCUGCUCUCUUCAGCAAGUGGUGCACGCUGCUGCA
Molecule: messenger RNA, 284 nt
Organism: Hyalella azteca
Lineage: Eukaryota; Metazoa; Arthropoda; Malacostraca; Amphipoda; Hyalellidae
Product: origin recognition complex subunit 2-like
Exons: 2
Source: RefSeq, a predicted model, not a curated record